Molecule: messenger RNA, 312 nt
Organism: Ostertagia ostertagi
Lineage: Eukaryota; Metazoa; Nematoda; Chromadorea; Rhabditida; Trichostrongylidae
Source: the annotation of a GenBank genome assembly
AUGUCUGGUGAGAAGGUGAACGGCGAUGAAUUAUGGCAGGAUAAGGAAAUAAGAUUUGAUGGAUCAUCGAAUGCUAAGUCGUACCAGCAGAUACACGAUGAUCGAGUGAACAGGUUUGAUAAGAUACAAGGAAUAAUCGAAUCGAACUCUUCUGAAAUCAGCUUCCAAGGUGUAAUGCGGAUAACCAACUUGCGAGUCAUAUGGUAUGCCAGUUCGAUGCCAAGAAUAAAUCUUUCCAUUGGAUAUAGCAACAUAACAGGGCUGCAAAGCCGUGAAGUAGCAUCAGAAGACAUUCGAUGGUUCUCACGUUAA